This is a messenger RNA of Drosophila willistoni, 7957 nucleotides long. RefSeq lists its product as uncharacterized. The transcript has 8 exons. NCBI's taxonomy places the organism in Eukaryota, Metazoa, Arthropoda, Insecta, Diptera, Drosophilidae. Gene Ontology annotation, cellular component: nucleosome; MOZ/MORF histone acetyltransferase complex. Gene Ontology annotation, molecular function: histone acetyltransferase activity; DNA binding. Gene Ontology annotation, biological process: nucleosome assembly; regulation of DNA-templated transcription. The record is from RefSeq and is a predicted model, not a curated record. Bases 121 to 7665 code for a protein of 2514 amino acids.
AAAUUUUUUUGCAUGUUAUUAAUUUAAAAUAAAGGAUUUUAAGCAAAACGGUGUUGAUAUUUGUGAACAUCAUUUUGCAUAAGCUUCGUAGACUUGAAAUAUAUAUUUUGCACGUCCAAGAUGAGGGACUCUGCACAUGAGAUUAGUAUGGAUACAUGGGAGCAGUGGAUUCUUGAGGCGAUCUCAAAGAUCAGAUCGCAAAAGCAAAGGCCAAGCGUACAAAGGAUAUGCCAGGCCAUCGGUACUCAUCAUAAAUUCCACGAAGAUAUUGUCGCCGAGCAGCUGGAAAAAGCCGUGGAGUCUGGAGCUGUGAUUAAGGUGUACAACAAGGGACUGCACUCAUAUAAGGCGCCCAUGGCGAAAAGGAAGAUCAAAGUGGAUAAAAGCACUAAUCUCUGCAAAAUGGUUGCAAAGGCUGUCCACGAUUUGGGUGAAUGUGAAGGUUCCACAAUAAAGAACAUCGAGAACUAUAUACAAAAAUUCAAUUGUAUCGAUCUCUCACCGAAUGUUGACUUUAAAACCGUAAUCAAGACGUCUAUCAAAAAAGCAGUAGAUGCCGGAUUUCUUAUACAAGAGGGGAAACUUUACAAGAAAGGAAAAUCUCUCACAACACCAAGGAAAUGUGUACCACAAGUGGAGACAAUAAUCAAAGGCGAAGAAACGUGCACACAUUGCUCGGGAAAUUCACAGAAAAAUCUAAAUGGCAUUCCAGAACCAUUGAGUUCCUGCAAGCAAUGUGGCAUAUCCCUGCAUACAACCUGCGCCAAUAUCGCUGGCAAAUGCAAAUCCCAAUCUUAUGUUCUGCUCUAUAUGCUUGUUACCAAGGGAUCCCUCUGGGAUUGCCAGAACUGUGCGGAAUGCUCGGUAUGCAAAAUGCACAAUCGUGGACCUUGUCUCUUGCAGUGUUUUGUUUGCAAGGAUCACUUUCAUUUAACCUGCCUGGACACCAUACCCGACAAGAAACCCAAACAUCCUUACAGAUGCAAAUCAUGUCUUAAACAAAAUCUGGACAAUCCCAAGACAUUUAGAAAGGAUAACUCUAAAAUAAAAGUCGAGAUGGAAAAUGAUAGAUAUGCUGAUUAUGAUAAAGGCUACAACAACUCCCAGAGACGCCAAACAAUUAAAAAUGAGUCCACCAUUGAUCGACCCUCAACCUCUAAAUUAUGUAUCUAUAAUGACGGCAUUAAACCGAAACGCAAAGCUUUGGGAACAACAUCUAAAAAGUUGAAUGAAAUAUACGCAAAUCAAAUGGAACAAAUGACACCCCCGCAACAGAAACAGAAUAGAAUAAAUACUAUGCAAAAGGCUGGUGGUGGUGGCUAUAUUGCCAGCCAUGAGAAUCGGAAACGUACAUUUUCCGAUCUGUCAUCAUCGAGUUCAUCCAGCGACAGCGAAGAUGACGAUGAUGAUGACGAUGAUAGGAAUAAUGGUUGUGACGACAAUGAUCAAGAUGAGAGCACAUCAUCGGAUUCAUGCACUUCAUCCAGUUCAGAUUCGGAUUCCAGCGACAGUUCAAGCGACAGCUCAGAGGAAUGUGAUGAUGAGAAUGAUGAAGAGGAGGAGGAUUAUGACACGGAUAGAAGCACAUUGAAGGGAAAAUUCUUUGACAAUGAUAAGAAAAGUGCUAAAUCGCAUGCAAAUGCAAAGGGUAGCAACUCGCACGAUAAUGCUGAAUUAACCAAUGAGAAUUGGGGAUUUGCUGCUGUGGCCAAAAAUCCAGUUGAUAUUUUUACCAAAUCCAAGGAUAAAGGAGUUGGUGGUGGCUAUGGUAAUAGUAAAACAACAAGCGAUAACUGUUUGAUGUCACCAAGGACAAUUAAGGACCAGAAAGGUGUACCAAAGGGCUGUGCUCUUAAUAACAAUGAUGAUAAAAAUGUUUCACAGUUCUCUUUAGGUCCUAAACAACAACAACAACAGCAGCAGCAACAACAUCAUCAUCAACAACAACAACAACAACAACAAACAACUACAACUACAACAACCCAAAAAAAGAAAAUAAUGCCACUAAAAUCAAUGCCAUUGGCAUCCUCAGCUAAAACCUUCGAUAAGAACGAUGAUGAUAUUCCUUAUCUUACCGAAGAAACUGUCCUCAAAUGUCAAAUGAUUGAAGAAAUGGAACGUUGUCGUGAACGCAAGAAGGAUGAUGUCGAUGUAAAUCCAGAUAAAGAAGAAGAAAACUUUGCCACGGAAAAAGAAAAUUAUUCCAAUCCAUUUGAUAAUCAACAUCUACCACCAUGCGUUAAUCGAAGCGAUGUUGAGUUAUAUCAAGAAGUGCUGAAAAAGGCAGUCAUACAAGUAUCCAAAAAUGACUCUGAUAAAGUCAAUGAAAUAUGUAAAAAAGAUACAAAUCAAAGCCCAAAAUCAAUUGAAAUUGGAAAGUGGAACAUUGAGACGUGGUAUUCGAGUCCGUUUCCACAGGAAUAUGCAAGGCUGCUGAAACUUUACUUGUGUGAAUUCUGCUUAAAAUAUACCAAAAGUCGCUCUGUUUUGGAUAGACAUCAAAAUAAAUGCAUAUGGAAACAGCCGCCGGGUACAGAAAUCUUUCGUCAAGGAGAUAUUUCCGUUUUUGAAGUCGAUGGAAACGUUAAUAAGAUCUAUUGCCAAAAUCUUUGCUUGCUGGCCAAAUUCUUCUUGGACCACAAAACGCUUUACUACGAUGUCGAACCGUUUUUAUUUUACAUUUUAACCAAGAACGAUCAAAGUGGCUGUCAUUUGGUGGGUUAUUUUUCCAAGGAGAAGCAUUGUACACAAAAAUAUAAUGUCUCCUGUAUACUUACGAUGCCCCAAUAUCAGAGACAAGGAUAUGGAAGAUUUUUAAUCGAUUUCAGUUAUUUACUGAGUCGUGAGGAAGGUCAAUUGGGUACACCAGAGAAACCCCUAUCGGAUCUUGGUCGUUUGUCGUAUUUCUCGUAUUGGAAGUCCAUUGUUUUGGAAUAUUUGUAUAAAUAUAGAAAUAUGCCAAAAAUUACAUUCAAAGAUAUUGCUGUUAAGACGGGAUUAGCUGUAUCCGAUAUUGCCUUGGCAUUCGAACUAUUGAAUUUUAUAAAGCUAAGAAAAAAUGAUGGUGAUAUACGAUAUCAGAUCAAUGUCAAUAUUGAUUGGAAGAAAGUGAUAAGCCAUCAUGAGCGCGUGAGCAAUAGUAAGAGCCGAAUUGUAAUCGAGGCCGAUUGCCUUCGAUGGAGCCCGCUGAUGUCGUCCUUGAAAUCGCCCAAUAAUAGCAUAAAACCCAUAUCCAAUCGGGAAUAUCUAAGCGAUCAAUUUGGCAAGAAUACGGAAACAAAGUUAAAUAAUGAAAUCAAUAAAAUUGAACCGCCAGCAAUUCCGACUAAUUCCAAUGGAGAAAAACCGAAAACCAAUGGAGACUGCAGCAGUAAAAUGAAUAGCUCAAACUCUGAAAAAAUGGAAGUUACGGAAACUAUAAGCUCUGGCAGAAAACGCUCCAUAAAUACUGAUACGCCGGCAGCGACUAAACCAAUUUCGAAUGUUUGUAAAAAGAGAAAAUUAGUUCUUGAACCGCAACCCACCGUGGAUGAAAAUUCAGAUUCCUCGGACUGCAGACCAUCGAAGAAGUGCACAACGGAAACGAAUGUUGCUCAACAUAUACUAACGAAACGUGCUCAACGUUUGGCCAAACGUAAUGACCAUCUAAUCCCUCAUACAAAUAAGAGAAAACACUUUCACCGUGAACUCUUUGAUGGCAAUUCGAAUGAAGUUGCUGAUGAUCUGCCAAUGCACAGCAACGAACCGCAGCCCAUGGAUGACACUGAAACUGUGGACACUGAAAAAUCUGUGCCGGUGCAGGACACCGUUCACAAGAAAGAGACGACUGGCCAGGCCAUUGUGGAAAAAGAAGUCAACGACAAUAAGCCAGUUAAUAUUGUUCCAAAACUAAGGGGCAAGCAAUCGAAUGGCAAACGUUCAGAGGAUUGUGAAAUUCCAAAAGAUGUGAAGAAAGAUGUUCAACAAAUUGAAACUGAAAAGACAUUUCCAGGCGAAGAACCAAAAAAGGAAGUAAAAACUAAACCCCCGACUACUACAACCAUAGCCGCACAAGAAGAAAAAACAGUCAAAUUGAUGGAAACUGAAACGCAGGAGAAAGAAAUUCCGAGUUGUAGUAGCAGUAGUAAAAAUGAAAUGGUUUUGGAUGCAGCCGUGGCAAAGAAAACUAAGAAAACUGUCUUCUCCGAUAUUACGGCCUAUAAUGCUGCUACUCCCGACAACAACAACAGUUUGGUUCAACAUAAUAAAACACAAAAUUCGGUUGAUUCUGUUGUAGAACCCAAAACUGCAACGACUUUACCCACUACCAAGUCGGAACCGAAAAAUGAAGUUAAACAUGAAAUUCAAAUACCUAAACCAGUUCCUGCAGAAACAACAAAUCCUCCCGUAGUUGCAUCUCCACCUAAGAAAGAGGAACCACCAGCAUUGGCUAAACAGGAUAUUAUUGAUGAUGAUGAUGAUGAUGCUAAAAUGGAUAUAGAACCACCAACAAUACCAUCAUUACCAGUACCACCACCAACAAAAUUGGAGCAAUCAAUUGUUGAUGAAGUGAAAACUAAACUCACAGAGCCAAUCACAGUUAAGGAACAAUUGCCGCCCAUGCCACCUGCCCCAGUUAUUGCCACUAAAGUGGAUCCAAAGCUGGAGGAGAUUUCAACCAAUAUUAGUCAGAAAGAAGUUCAUGUCGAGAAACGUGAAGCGGUAGUGAUUCCGCCUCCAAUGGCUAAGCCCAAUAAACAGGAAGUUAUACCAGUUUCUACUGAGAAUCAAAUAAUUGAUAUACCUAAAGUAAAUAUUCUUAAGGAAAGUCCAGUCAUAGAAAAGCAAGAACAGCCAACUAAGCAGCAGCAGCAACAUCAGCAGCAGCAGCAGCAACAGCAGCAGCAACAACCACAGCAACAGCAGCAGCAGCAACAACAACAAACACAACAACAACAUCUUCCCAAAGAUAUUCCAACUGAAGUUAAAACCAAAUUGAACAAAAAACUCAGCCAAUCAGCCGAAUUUGUUACUGUGAAACCAGAAACUGGCAUCGUUUUAGAUAAAAAACCAGACAUUAAUCAUUCAGCUAAACUAAAUACUAUGCCUGACAGAGAGAUGCCAACGAAGCAACAGCCACCAAUUAUUAAUCAGUUGACACAAAUCAAGGAUGAGGAUAAAACAACAAAUGCCACAAAUGCGCGGUCGGCAGCUGUAGCUGCAGCAGCACCGCCGUCGGCGCCUCCAAGAGAGAAACAUCAACUGAAGGGCAAUGAGCAUACUCAAUUGCAAAAUCCUAUACCAUCACAGUUUCCCAUAAAUCAAAUGCCCAACUAUCAUACAUCUCAGUAUUGGCAAUGGGAUUACUAUAGCUACAAUCUCUCUCAAUUGGAUGCAUCGCAAAAGGGGCAAAAGCAUUUCCACAAAGAUCUAGCCACCACAAUGGCCUCCUAUACGCAUAAUUUUACCCAGAAUCUUUAUCAAUCAGCCACCAAUUUGGCCAUGCAACAUGCUCAUCAUCAUCAAAUGCAGCAAACGAAAGAGAAACAUAAAAUCGACCGUAAAGCAAGUGGCAAAAAGGAAGAUCAAUCCAAGAACAAUGUGGCGGCCAGUGUUAGUGCGGCGUCGACAUCGUCGGCCAAUGCCGGCAGAGAAGAUACACCACAUCCACAGUCCAAUUGUAAUGAGUACAGCGCCGCUGCAGCCGUCGCCGCCGCGCAACAAUCGGCAAUUUAUAAUCAAAAGUGUACAGCAGCAGCUCAACAAAAGCAACAACAACAAAUGAAAUCUUUAAAUGCUGCCUCCAAUACACAAAAUACAAGUGGUGGUGGUGGUGGUGUACCCAGGCAGACGAACUCCAAUCCGAUUGAACCGUCCGUUUUACUAUCCAAUGCAAUCACUCAUCAAUCGUCCACAGUGUCUUCCAAGCAGCCAAACAAUAAGCAAGAGCAGAAUGUUAAUGCAACGGCAACAAGUAAAAUAAAAAUCUGUCAUCCGACUAUACAAAAUGCAGCUGCAUCAUCUGCUGGCGGCGGCGGUGGUGGUGGUGGUCAACAUUCAAACAUGCAAGUUGCUGGUCAACCUGACAUUAACACCAAUUUAGUAUACAGCUCCGAGUCGACGACAAAUGCGACAAAUGUCCAGCAUUACGAUUGCGGUAUUAAUUCAGUGCAAAUUGGCAUGGAUUCACCAUCGACCAUUGGUUCGGAUCAGAUAAGCUCCGCACCCAAUGUCCAUAUGCAUCAAUCGCAUCGACAGUUCUCCGAUUGCUCAAUGCAAAAUCAACCUGCUACCACGCCAAUGCACAUGUCCAUACAGAAUUCGCAUAUGCAGCAGCAACAGAACGCCAUAAAUAUGAAUUUAGCUUCCGAGGGAACACAGAAUGUCAACUUGAUCAAUAGUGCGCAACAGCAUCAACAUCAGAACCGUAAACUAAAUGCUCAGCAAACGGAUAUUGUGGCCAAUUCGCCAACAGCUACACAUCGGGCCACCACACCCAAACGAAUACGAAGUGGAAAUAGUGGUCAACAGCGUGACAGCAGCAAGAAUGGAUCAUCUGCGACAUCGGCAGCUGCAAACACUCACCAUCAACUGCCACAGGGUGGUGGAGGCUCUGCGGCAAAUAUUUCGAAAUCGCAACAGGAAUCCCUACAUAAUUUGCAAUUCACCACUCAGUUGAGCGGUCAACAUGGUCAUCAACAGAAUAUGCAACCAUUGGAUUAUUUACCAAUAUCACAAAUAAGUCAAAAUUUCUCUUCAAAUCCGCCCAAUUAUGAUAUCGUUGGAAUGCCCGCGGUUAUUCAACAAAGAAUGUCCCUAAAUAGUUCGGUGCAUUCGCUGGCCAAUAGUCAUCAGCGUAUAGAGCAACCAUCGUCGGCGUGUGCUGUAAAUAAUUUCUAUUUGCAAAACAAUAUGCCAGCCAAUGAGAAUAUAUCGAAUGCAUCACGUGUUCCGCCAGUCUCCACAUCUUUGGGUCCGCCAUCAACAACUGCCAAUAAUGAUCAGAGACAGACAAGCCAUGAAUCGAUAUCGGCAUCAAAUAGCACGGGCACAACAUCAUCUCUGGUGGGCAAUCUUUGCAGUUUGUCCAAGCUUCAGCAGUUAACCAAUUGUCUAGAGACUCAGCCAUGUAAUACUUCGCCUGGAGCUCAGGUGAAUUUGACACCAUCUCCGCAUCAUCCCAUUCCCCCCAAUUCGAUGACACCGCCGCCGCACUUGCUAAUGCAGAACAGAAAUAUUUCUACGCCACCGAAUAUGUUGCAGACACAAGUCGCACCGUUGCAGUAUCACAAAUAUUAUCCGAGCAACAUGAAUAUAGCUCCCAUAGCAUCGACUCAGAAUACAAGUAGAAAUACACGUAAUACUCCCUCGGCGCCAGUGCAGCAUUCCUCAUCUUCGAUGAGUGGGGCCAAUAAUCGCACGGCAAAUGUUCACAUCAGUCCCAAUCUAAUGGCUCCAUAUGGUGCAAUCAAUAGCUACCGCAUGCCACCGCAGCAAUCGCCUCCCGCUGGUGGCUAUAGCUCGGGUGGUGAAUAUCCGAACUCUCAACUUCCAAUGCAAAUGGGCGUUAUGAAUAUGCAAUCUCAAUAUCAAGAUGCCUGUGUCUUACAAAGAGCCACCCAAUCGAAUGCAAUGUAUCCAACGUAUUCACCAUAUUUACCCCUUAAUAGUUCCAUUCGAAGGUAAAUGGAAAGAAACCCCCAAUAGAGGAUCCAUGCAAAUCUUUGCCCAAUAAUAUAUCCCUUGAUUGGAAAGGGAACUAAUAAAAUUAUCUUAAGAAUUUUCACACUCGACUUACAUUCGGUAUGCCACACACACACACACACAAACACACACUUAAUAAGAAGAAAUGUAAUGUAUAUGUUAUUGUCUUAGGAUUAAGUUUAUGAAUUUAAUAAUAUACAUACAUGUUGUAAAUAUUUUAUGUCAAUUAUCAAAUCAAAUAUACAGAAAAUAAUAAGAUACUUUUUGUAUGAAA